Molecule: messenger RNA, 3418 nt
Organism: Rosa chinensis
Lineage: Eukaryota; Viridiplantae; Streptophyta; Magnoliopsida; Rosales; Rosaceae
Exons: 5
Coding region: 174-3119 (981 amino acids)
Source: RefSeq, a predicted model, not a curated record
CUAGUACAGUGCUACUCGCUCAUCACAGUAUAAAACCAAGAAGCGGAGCCCUCUGAACCUCAGAACCCCCAGAAACCCAAAACCCCAAGGCACUUAAUUCUUGGUUCUUCAAGCUCUGCAAUCUUGCUCAGGUGUUUGGGUAGAUUUGUUUGAACGAUACGAAGGAACAGAAAAUGAGCCAAAGAACUGGGAAAACUGAACCCAAUUUUUUGUCUUUAACCACUAAGUUUUGUGAUGGAAAUAUGAACACUAAGUGGGUAGAAAAGUUAUCUCAGAACAGUGCUAGUGUAGCCUCUCCGUCUGUGUCAUAUGGGUAUUGGAAUUCUGAACCCAAUCCUUUAUCUUUAAGCACUGGUUUUUGUGAUGGAGAUUUUGCUGAGAAAAGCAAGAAGUGGGUGGGAAAGUCAUCUAAGAGCAGUGCUAGUGUAGCCUCUCCACCUGCAACACAUGAGCAUCGGAAUUCUGAACCCGAUCCUCUGUCUUUGAGCUCCGGCAUACCUGAUGGAAGUAUUGCUGAGAAAAAGAAGAAGAAGAUGAUGAACAAGAAGAGGGUUGGAAAGUCAUCUCAGAGCAGUGGUGGUGGUGUAGCCUCUCCAUCUGUAUCACAUGGGAAUGAGGUUUCCGAAGAUUCAACAGUCCACAUUUCCAAGAAACUUUCGUCUCCUGAUCAUACCCAGUACAGCUUAUCAGUUGGAACGCAGAGUUCUGAUGACUGUUCAAAGAUAAGCAAACAAGGGUCUGAUGAAUUAAGCAGUACUAGUGUUGUUGAGGAUGUUGUAGUUCAGUGUAACAAGCAGGUUGAACUUGAAGAUUCCAAUAAUCGAAGCCACACAGGUUGCACUUACAAUGGAAAAGAAAAUAGGCAUUUUGGUUGGAACAGGAGGCAGUACAAUGCCAGGGAAGGACAUGUGAAUUGGGGGAAGAAACCAAGUUACAGAAAUGGUGUGAAAGAUAUUAACCCAGCAGAGAAUCGUUUUCCGGCUGAGCGUAGCUCAUUAGCUAAUGAUGGUAUCUUACCUUAUCCAUUGAUUUCAUCUGGAUACAACAAUGGAAAAGAAAAUAGGCAUAUUGGUUGGAACAGGAAGCAGUACAAUGCUAGGGAAGGACAUGUGAAUUGGGGGAAGAAACCAAGUUACAGAAAUGGUGUGAAAGAUGUCAACCUGGCAGAGAAUCGUUUUUGGUCUGAGCGGAAUUCAUUAGCCAAUGAUGCCAUCUCACCUAAUCCGUCGAAUUCCUCUGGACACAAAAAUGCUGCUUAUGGAUAUAGAAAAAGGGAUACCUCUCCAAGACUAUUGAAUGAAUCAUCACAGGGGGCUGCUUCUCCACAGAGGUUGAAUGGGACACUUUUUGUUUCAGUAAAAAGUCAAACGGAAGGCUCGGAAAGUGACUCUGAAAAAUUAGUAGGAAGAUCACCUAAUUCAAUUAAGCCUGUGAAUUGCAAUAUGAAAAAAGGACCCCGCAAUUAUGAAGCAGUCUUCUCUGAGUUACACGGUAAGUGUAAACAAUUGUCAAUGGGUUGUUUUGAUAUGCACGAUUACAAGAGAGAUGCUGCAGGAACAAAUGGCAAGCAGAUUGCAAGUCAUGGUGAUCGACACUGUAUAACCUCACCUUCCAUGUAUUCUAAAAUGUCUACUCAGGGAGUGAUGAAUGGUAUUCAACAACACAAAUUCAGGAAGAUACCAAGCAUGGAACAUGAGUUUGGUAAGUUGGUACAUGUAUCCUUGGACGGUAUACCAUGCUUUCAUACUGAUCAUAAACUUGAGAAAGAUACUUCUGGAGCAAAUAUUAUGGAGCAGACAGCUGUUGGUACAAAAGAGUUCAGGCCAGUGGACAGAAUUUCAUCUGCCAGUAUCUCCAAUGAGUUCAAUCUCUUACCAGAUUUAAGCAGGGAGUUAAAUAAUAGCCAUCUGGGAGGAAACGCAAUAUCCUGCAAUCAACUGAUUUCUUAUGAUGAUCCAGAGGUUUAUCAGUCUACUGCUGAAAUAGGUCAAAAAAUAGAAAGAAAAGGUUAUGAUGCAAAGAAUAGAGGACUAAAGGACCCUGACCAAUUUCUAAUUGGUUCAAAUAUGGGAAUGAAAGCUCUAAAUGCUGCUUACCAAAUGCAAUUAGCAUCUGAAACUGUUCAGCUCGCAAUGGGUUGUCCACUUGCAGAGUUUGAAACAUUCAUCCACUGCGCUGUUCCUGUUAUUCCUUCUUCGUCUGUACAUAAAGAAUAUUCUGUUUCCUUGGGUACUCAGCCAUCUCACAGUUUACUAUCCAAGGACCAGAUACCAAAUGUAUCACUUCACAGUGUUUGGAACUGGUAUGAGAUACCAGGGAAUUAUGGGUUGGAUGUCAAGGCAGUUUGUCCUAAAACCCUCACUGGCCUUCCAAAUGAUUCAAUGUCAUUCCAAGCCUAUUUUGUUCCUUCCCUUUCUGCUAUUCAAUUGUUUGGACCACACAUCCCUGGUUGCAAAAGAUCAUUUUCCAAUUCUUCAGAAGCAGUACAUCUCAACCAUAUUCGGGUUGGUUCAUUUGAUGUUGCCCUACAUGAUGGAAGUUGUGUUCAAAGUGUGGAUUGUUCACCUGUCUUCUCCUCUGAUGCUGAGCUCAUAUUUGAGUUUUUUGAGGUUGAACUGCCACACCACCGGAGGUCUUUUUACAACAAAAUUCUGGAGCUAAUUGGUGCUGGAACUUCUAAUCCUCAAGUAUUUGGUGACCCAUCAAAGCUCACUAGUCUGAAUUUGCCUGAUUUACAUCCUGCAUCCUGGUUUUCGGUGGCUUGGUAUCCUAUAUAUCAAAUUCCAGAAGGGCACCUACGCGCAUCAUUCUUGACUUACCAUUCACUUGGACAUUUUGUUCAGAGACCUGGUUCAACUGUUGCUCCAGGUUGCAUUUUCUUCCCUGUGUUAGGCUUGCAAAGCUACAAUUCUCAGGAUGAAUGCUGGUUUGAACCCAAAAUACCUUCUUCAGAACCGACAUCUUUUGACACCACAGGAAUUCUCAUAAAAAGGCUCAGGACGUUGGACGAAAAUGCUUUACAUUUCGCUAGAGGCUGGGUUUACAAGGACAAAGUCAUGGUGCAGAACAGACAUCCAGAUUACGAGUUCUUCACUUCCCGAAAAACACGUUACAAAUAGUUAUGCACGAUGAGUCAUGAAGAUCUGUAAUGGAUAAAAAGAAGAGGAAUACUGUAGUUUCUGUACUUGUCGUAGUGUUGCUGUUCCAUGUAAACUAGUGUAGUUGAUGAAGCUGAUUGGAGUCAUGUUACAAAAAGAAAUAUUCAUCUUUGUUUCAAAAAGAGAGGGUAAGUGACUAAGUGCCACGGGAGGAGACUUAUCUCCGUGGCCUUCUUUUUGUAGAUCUUUAACUAAAUGUGAAGAUACAUGUGAAAUCCAAAUCCUGCAAAGGAAGUGUUUGAUGCCUUUUAUUUCAUUAA